CCCGGCGUGGCCGAGAGCUGUGGAUGGUAUGUUCACAGUUGUCCCUGCCACCCUGCAAAUGAGGCACCUCCAGCACCAGCCAGCCCAGCUCCUCUCACUCCGGUGUAAUGAUGCGGAAAUGCAAAUAUACCGUCAUUUUGUGACCCAUAUUGUGAAAAUUAGAAAAAGGAAGUUGUGUUUUGCUGUUGCAUGAGUUCAGCCCCGGAGGAAAAACACGCUUGACUUUGGAAGACCGCUCUGCUUCAAACCUGCUGGGCAAGAAAGAUUUCCAAGGAAUCCCUCCAGCCUUGUGUGGGCCUCUGCAGGCCAACCCCAGCUCCCAGAAGGGAGCCAGGCACCCGCCUGCCACCCUCAACACCCUCAUCAGAGGGACGGCGUCAGGGAGCCCUGGUCUAAACUCCGACAGAGCCUGGUGAGCUUGGCUUUGAGGAUGGAGUCAGACGAGACACCUUCAACUCUUCCCGAACCCAUUGCUGCUCCAGGGACACCAGACACUGGGCCUGACAGCACCACCCUGGGGAAACUCCGAGCGCUCCCCAUUGGGCCCAGGGCUCAUUGCAGGGACCCUAGUAGCCCAGCUGCAGCAGCGGAUGGCUCCCCAGACACUGGCUCCGUGGGGGAGCUGGGCAGUGGCUCUAAGAUCCCCAACCGGGACAGUGGAAUCGACAGCCCGUCCUCCAGCGUGGCCGGGGAGAACUUCUCCUGCGAGGAGGGUGGUGAGGCCGGCUCAGGCCCUGGAGUGCUGGGGCUGCACCCUGAGAUAGCCCUGCACAGCCAGGUCCCACAGGACAGCCCCCGGGAGGACGCCAACAGUGACAUGGGUGAGGAGCCCAACCCUGAGAACUCUCCCCCGAGAGCUGACAAGGAUGCCAGCCUGGCCCAGCACUCUGACCCCCAGAAGCUGCUCCACAUUGCCCAGGAGCUCCUGCACACUGAGGAGACCUACGUGAAGCGGCUGCACCUGCUGGACCAGGUUUUCUGCACCAGGCUGACGGAAGCAGGGAUCCCUCCAGAAGUCACCACGGGCAUCUUCUCUAACAUCUCCUCCAUCCACCGUUUCCACGGGCAGUUCCUGCUGCCUGAGCUGCAGACUCGGAUCACAGAGGAGUGGGACAGGAACCCCCGGCUCGGGGACAUCCUGCAGAAGCUGGCCCCAUUCCUGAAGAUGUAUGGCGAGUAUGUCAAGAACUUCGACCGGGCGGUGGGGCUGGUGAGCACUUGGACCCAGCGCUCCCCGAUGUUUAAAGACAUCGUCCACGGCAUCCAGAAGGAGGAGGUGUGCGGGAACCUGACGCUGCAGCACCACAUGCUGGAGCCCGUGCAGAGGGUCCCUCGGUACGAGCUGCUGCUGAAGGACUAUCUGAAGAGGCUCCCGGGGGACGCCCCCGACCGGAAGGAUGCGGAGCGGUCCCUGGAGCUCAUCUCCACUGCGGCCAACCACUCCAAUGCGGCCAUUCGGAAAGUGGAGAAAAUGCACAAGCUCUUGGAGGUGUACGAGCAACUGGGUGGGGAGGAGGACAUUGUCAACCCGGCCAAUGAGCUGAUCAAGGAGGGCCACAUCCAGAAGCUGUCGGCCAAGAACGGCACCACCCAGGACCGCCACCUCUUCCUGUUCAACAGCAUGAUCCUUUACUGUGUGCCCAAACUGCGGCUCAUGGGCCAGAAGUUCAGUGUCCGGGAGAAGAUGGACAUCUCAGGCCUCCAGGUGCAGGAUAUCGUCAAGCCGAAUGCAGCACAUACAUUCAUCCUCACGGGAAGAAAAAGGUCGCUGGAACUGCAGACUCGGACGGAAGAAGAGAAGAAAGAAUGGAUUCAGAUCAUCCAGGCCACCAUCGAGAAGCACAAGCAGAACAGUGAGACCUUCAAGGCCUUCGGCAGCACCUUCAGCCAGGACGAGGACCCCAGCCCUCCGGCGGACAUGCCCAUGGGGAGCACCAGCUCCGGGGAGCCUGUGGUGACGGCUGAAGGCAGCGGGGCUGCGACAGGGCUCGAGCCCAGAAAACUAUCCUCUAAGACCAGACGCGACAAGGAGAAGCAGAGCUGUAAGAGCUGCGGUGAGACCUUUAACUCCAUCACCAAGAGGAGGCACCACUGCAAGCUGUGCGGGGCGGUCAUCUGUGGAAAGUGCUCCGAGUUCAAGGCUGAGAACUGCAGGCAGAGCCGUGUCUGCAGAGAGUGUUUCCUGACGCAGCCCGUGGCCCCUGAGAGCCCCAGCCCUGGGGCUUCAGCCGAGCCCAGGCAGAGCACAGAGAAGCCACCUGCUGCAGACACUGGGCCCAGCCUGCUCUGUGGCCCCCUACGGCUGUUGGAAAGCAGUGGAGCCUGGAGUGAGGUGUGGGCCGCUGUCCCCGUGUCAGACCCCCACAUGCUGCACCUGCAGGGAGGUAGCCAGGAUGGCCGGCUGCCUCGCACCAUCCCUCUCGCCAGCUGCACCGUGAGCGUGCCAGGCCCCGAGGAGAGGCCCCACUCGGGGCACGUGUGGAAGCUGCAGCAGGCGCAGCAGUCCUGGUACCUGAGCGCCCCCUCUGCAGAGCUGCAGCAGCAGUGGCUGGAGGCCCUGAGCGCCGCCACCCAAGGGGACAUGGCCCGGGACAGCCCGGGAGCUCUGCAGCCCCAGGCCCCUGCUGGCACUCCUGCUCUGUGAGCUGAGCCUCCCACUGCCUUCACACCGCCACAUUUGGCCUGUGCUUUCCUGGGAGGUGGUGUCAGAGGUCACAUGAAGGGUGCCUGGAACUGCUGAGAGUGGGCUGACAGCCCAGAGCUCAGGGCAAUUGACCCUGGAGGAUCCCCUCUCGUCAGAGGAGAGGAAACUGAGGCCCAGAGAGGUGCAGCCACUUGCCCACGGCCACCCAGCAAGUCUCAGGCAGGAGCCCGGCCUCCAGCCCCAGCCCCAGCAGUAUGGCUCAGAGCAGGGGAGCGCAGCCCAACUGCCAAAGUAAACAUUAUUCAAGUGGGCUGCAUGGUGUCACCAGCCCCAAAAGGCAGAAGGAGGCGGCCUGGGCACCUCUCAGGGACAGCAACAUACUGCCCGGUCGACAGAUGUCUACAGUGUGGUCUGCCCCGGCCUCUGCCCGUCCAUCCACACAGUGUAAGCUGAAUUGUGACUCAAUGCUCCAGGCUCCCUGUCCCUUCUCUGCCCCUCUCCUGAGGUCCUGCCUGCAGCGCACGGGAGGGGCAAGUGAUGGGCCUGCCCCGUCCUGGCUGGACUCAUGGUUCCCGAAUAACCACACUCAGAAACUCUGCCGGGAGACUCACCCCAGCCACCAUGUGGCCAGUGUGAGAUUUGUGGCUGCCCCUUGGCAGGCAGCAUGCAGUACUUAUCUGCAUAAAUAAAUGCUGCCACCAGCAGGUGGCCACUGCCUUAGCACUCUCUCCCUAGCCCCUCAGCAGGGUCCCCCCACAAGGUGGGCCAACUGGUAGACAGUUGGGGGACAAGGGUGACAGAAUCUCCCAGGCCACAUGCCUCACCUAGAGAGCAGUUCUGCACCAUGGUCCUGCCAGAGCACUGUGCCAUGUAGCAGGCAAGUGGCCAGGCUCAGAGGUGGGAGGGCAGGGUGCCAGGCACUCAGGAUGCAGCUGUGGGGACCUCACAAAGGGCUUGAGGUGGGGGUGCUCUUUGCACCAGAGCCCUAAGGGCCUCUAGGAGAGAGUGGGCAGAUUUAGGGACCAAUGACUGGGGUCCCUGUCCCUCAGAACCCCACCCCUCUAAUAUCCACACAGCACCUCCCAGGGGUGGUGCUAAAGAGGGCAGGAGUGGGAACCAGAAAUGGCGGACUAGUCACAGAUGAGGUGGGGGCACAGGUGGGGGUCACAGGGGAGGGGGGCACAGCUGAGCUUAUGCAAGAUCUAGCUGGGCUGUCCUUGGGAUGCUGCCACAGCCACUGCACACAGAGCCCCUGCCAUAUACCUGGGCCUCUGCCCCAAGGUCCCUAUGCUGCACUGGGUGGUCUAAUAGUUCCACUUCACACUGGGGAACCCAAGGCUCAGGGAAGCGCACCCCCCGUGCACUCCCACGCUGGAUGGUGCCACCAGGGAAGGAUGGGAUCGGGCCCUUCUGGCUGCCCAGAGGCGCCUGGCCCUGCUCCAGCUACUGCCCAAGGAAACACAGUAAACCCCCUAGUGCAGCUGGGGCAGGGCCAGUCAGUGGAGGACGCUGUGAGGGGACCCCGGCCUGCUGGCCCUGCCCUCUCCCUGACCAGAGUUCAGCUGUGACGCACAUUCAUCUCCUGCUUGCUGUCUGCACAGAGCGUGCCUGGAGCCUGCUCCCUCACACACGUCUACUGAGCACCUACUGCAGCCCGAAUGAGGCCCUUUUAGGGGUCAGGACUUUGCCCUCUGCCUCCUGCAGUAGUUCCAUUUCUGCCAUCCCACCACAACCCCAGGAAAUUCCCACACGGCAGCUAAGGAAACUGAGUCACAGAGAGGAGACCCCCAUGAGACCCAGAGGAGACCCCCAUGAGACCCACAGCCCUGGAACCGAGUGGGCCACUGGAAGCGGCCGGCGGGCAUGGCGACUCUAGCAGGGGCAAGGUCUGUGGGAGGCCACUGAACUGUGCUGUGGGUCCUGACGGCAGGUCCCCUGGUCCCAAGCCCUCUCCUCUCCCGCCCACUAGCCUGGCUGUGGGUGGCCCAGGGUCCCCACACACAAGGUGUCCACAGUGAUCUCAGGAGGCUUCCUUCCUUUGCUCAGCACUCUGGAGGGGACUGUGACCAGAGGGGGUCGGGCAAGCUUGGGAAUCUUAACAGAUCCGUCUGGCUGCAGGGUGCUGUGGGGGUGGAGAUGGAGCCUGGGCCCUCCUCCCUGAGCGUCAUGACAGAUGCAGACCGUGCAGUGGCCAGUGGGCGAGCAGAGGCCGACGGCGUUGGUGACGUAGGGAGCCUCGACAACUGUCCCUGCCCAGGUGUCAGCCUGUAUGCCCAGCGCUUCCAACAUUUUCUAGAGAUAAAAGAAAUCCAGAUGUCCUUGUAAAAUAUCCUGAUAAACUUUAGUAACUGCUGCA
Lemur catta (Ring-tailed lemur) is the source of this 5000-nucleotide messenger RNA. It is a transcript of the gene FGD3, whose product is annotated as FYVE, RhoGEF and PH domain containing 3. NCBI's taxonomy places the organism in Eukaryota, Metazoa, Chordata, Mammalia, Primates, Lemuridae. The record is from RefSeq and is a predicted model, not a curated record. Gene Ontology annotation, biological process: cytoskeleton organization; filopodium assembly. Bases 431 to 2644 code for a protein of 737 amino acids. Gene Ontology annotation, molecular function: guanyl-nucleotide exchange factor activity; metal ion binding. Gene Ontology annotation, cellular component: cytoplasm. The transcript is spliced from 18 exons.